Messenger RNA from Callorhinchus milii (elephant shark), 5321 nucleotides. RefSeq names its product zinc finger protein 106a (gene znf106a). NCBI's taxonomy places the organism in Eukaryota, Metazoa, Chordata, Chondrichthyes, Chimaeriformes, Callorhinchidae. The record is from RefSeq and is a predicted model, not a curated record. Gene Ontology annotation, cellular component: cytosol; membrane. Gene Ontology annotation, molecular function: SH3 domain binding; RNA binding.
CACACCACCACCCUCUCCACUGAAAUGCCCGUCGGUACGGUUCAGAUGCCAUCGGUUGUCUCCUGUCUCAGGGACUGCCAGCACGAAUGCCGGGUGUGCGGGGUAACAGUGGUUGGCCUAUCGGCCUACGCCAAGCACAUCUCCACCGCACUGCACAAGGAGAGCGCAGCAGCACCGGCCAAGGACAAGGACCCCGGCGACGGCAGGGAAGAACAGUACUUUGACAAGGAGCUCAUCCAGCUGAUCAGACAACGCAAGGAACCCAAGCGGGAAGAUAUUUCAACACCAGUUGAUCGGGAAACGGAUGGCGGAGACAGAAGGCACCGGUGGAGAUGGGAAGAGAGACCGAUCAAUAACUACACCAAAGGGUCAUGGCACCACAGCAACCUUGGAGACCAACAGUGGAACUGGGAGGGUGAAGACUACAUGAACUGCAGACUUGGUGAUUACCAGCGGAGUCACUGGAAAUCCAACUCAGGAGCAACUGGCAAAUGGCAUCAGUCUGGGGCAAGAGGGGCUGGAGGCUGGCAAGCCCAUGGGUCAGGAGGGGCACCAGAUUGGUAUGGCGUCAGAAGUGUCCGAGGAGGAUUUCCAAACUGGCAUGCUCGAGGCUGCUCCACCUGGCAUUUCACCGCACAAGGAAGGGGUCGGAACUGGAGCGAGACCACAGCAGAGGAGACUUAUCCCACCUACCCCAACACUGAAGAGAGCUACCCCACCUACCCCAAAACCUGGGCCAACUACAGCGGCCCUGCAGAGGAACCGGGUGCCCUGUGGAGCAACGGGAAGCCACGGAAGCUGAGCAAGAAGGAUCGAGCCCGAAUUGCCAAGGAGCGGAGGGCAUGGGAGAAGAUCUGGAAACGGAAUGAGAAGCUGGGGAAGGGGGCGACCAAACAACAACAGGAAUCAAUGACCCAGUGGCCUGAGAGUGAGGGCCCACAUAAUUUCUCCAUGGAUUUCACCGAUGAUUACCUGCCCAAUGAAGGGAUGUUGAACUUUAAUGUUGGAGACUGUUUUAGCAAAGAGGAUCCGAGCGGUGGGAAGAGCUCCAGCCCUUCCAGAGACAAGAGCCACCGCUGGGCUCCUUACCAAGCUCCCAAAAGCACCGAGCCCCCAGCAUCCACCAAGGACUCCAGCACGAAAGGGAAACAUGGGGAUUCGGACGCCACUCGUUGUCUGUCAAUGAAGCAGAAAAAUCUCAAGGGGCCUCAUGAGGCAAAUAAAGAGCUGGGUGUCUGCACAACUGCAGCUCCCCAACCCAGCAACCCACCCACCAAAGCAGGCACUAGGACUGAGUGCCAGACUGCCACUCAGUGUGCCAAGAUCAGGCCGCCUCUGCUCCCUACACCUAACAUCCCACCCAUUGUCCUGAAAGCAGAGUGCAGGAACAUUCCCAAAAAAGGCAACCCUUCAUCCAUCACCAAGGAGCAGACCCCCCUCAGCACACUGGACCUCGAAACGUCCCGUGGGUUGUCAGAACCAGAGGUCUCCGUGCACCGUCCCGACCAUGCCACCAGCACACCGAGCUCUCAGCUCUCAGUGAGAGCCAGCACCAGCCCCAUCGUGACACCGCACAAGCCCCUUCUUGCCCUGGGAGGAGAGGCUGAGGAGAGUCUGAGUGAAGUGCUCAGACGCGCUAAAGAGGUGCUGAGGUGCAGCCAGACGGAGCGCAGGCAGCAGGCAGAACAGAUGGACGCCGCGAGGAGCCAACCCGACCAGCCAGUGGGCAGCCCCAGGCCAGCCUCGCAGGGCAGUGAGGAGAGCGGGAAAGAGAAAAGGUCGCAGCCUGGAGCCGCUGUGGACUGCAAAGAGGAAGAAACAAGUGAGAAAGAGCUUGUGGAUUGUACGAGGACAGGGGAGGGGACCGUGGCAGGUGUGGACUCCGCAGGGUGUUUGGGCGAGGUGUUAGAGAGCUCAAACCCGGCAGCAGAGCAAGGGGCAGCGUCAGAUCACGUGACAUCCUCUAGACUCUCCCCAGGGGUCGUGGUGUCAAACAGGAGCCCGGGGGACGAUGGGCAUCCCCCCUCCCGCUCCUCGUUUUCCGGGGCGGAAAUGAGUGAUGGAGAGGCCCAGCACUGGGAGGCUUCCGAUCACUCCGAUUCUGAGCUGCCGCCCGGGGCCACCCAAGGCUCCAGCCACCUGCUGAACAAGCUGGGGCUGCCCAGCGCACUGCAGAGAGACCUGACCCGACACAUGACUGCCAAGUGCAGGGCAGGCCCUCACGUGCCCGAGCCCAAUCUGAACAGCGCUCGGCGCAUCCGCAGUAGCGGCAGCCAGAGGAGAAGCGAAUCGGAGAAGGAAUCGGGUCUGAAGCCCACCUUGAAGCAGCUGCUGAACGUGUCUCGAAGGCACGUGAACUGGGAUCAGGUCAUUCAGCAGGUGGCCAAGAAGAAGCAGGAGCUCGGCAAGGGCUUGCCCAGGUUUGGGAUUGAGAUGGUGCCGUCAGUACAGACCGGGCAGGAUUCCCUGGAUCUGGAUGAAGAUGAGAAGCCUGGCUCUCUGGAAGGCUUCCACUGGGAGGGAAUCUCGGUCACUCCGGGCGGGUCCUUGCGGAAGCGCAGCCUCUCUGAAAGCAGUGUGGUGACGGACAAGACCUCCGUCUACAGCCUGUUUGUCGACGCUCCAAAGGCAACAAGGAGAGUCCAGAGUGGAGCCAGUGGUCACCAGCCUGCAGGCAGACAGCAGCCUCCCAGUCCCCUGGGACCGAAGGCAGGGAACGACCAGAACACCAAGGAGGGUAGUGUGUGCGGGCGAGCAUCGUGCCCAGUGCAGUGUAAUCAGCCAGACCCCGAGCCACUCCAGACCACACCUCCCUCACGGGCACCCAGCAACUGCUGCCCGGUCAAGUCGGAGCAGGACGUGGAACUCCCUGGAGAACGGAACAGCGCUCAGGCGGGAAAGCAGGACGCUGGGGAGAGGAAUAGGGAGCUGCAGGUGGCUACCCCCACAGGGUUGGGGGCUGUGCCCGGGUCGGUGGCUGCCGAUGGAGCCACGGACAGCAGCUACACGUCUGGGGGCGAGCUGAACGACACCCAAGCCAUGGGGAAGAAACGCAGAGCAGGAGUGGAUCUUCCAUCUCCAGAAGUGUCUGGUUUGGAAAGAAAGAACAAGAGGAGAAAACUAAAAAGCAAGAAAGAACGGAGCCAGGUGGACCAGUUACUGAGCAUGUCGCUACGGGAGGAGGAGCUGAACCGCUCGCUUCAUGGGCUGGAUGGCAGCCUGCUGCAGGCCCGCACCACACUCCAGAGCGCCUACUUGGAGGUUCAGAGGCUGCUCGUUGUCAAACAGCAGAUCACCAUAGAGAUGAGCUCUCUGAGAACCAGGAGAAUCAGCAUCCUGCAGGGACUACAAGAGACCUACGAUCCAACAGGCCUCUCCGCCCAACAUCCAGGCUGCAGCGCAGCGACCACCAACACAAGUGCCGACCUGGGGAGCAAGACCAAGGCCCCCCUGAUCCCAAACCGGGACUCUCCAAACACAGCCACCCCUGUCCCUCAGAGCACCCCCCCUUACCACCCCGGAGCUGCCAUCCCAGAUUCCUCCAUUAAGCAGGAGCCAAGCUCUCCAGCCAAAGAUGAGGCCAUGACCCUCUCCAGACCCGAGGGUCCAGGGGGCCAUGUCACCACAACAUUGGGGCAAGCCCACCACACAGCCCAGGCCAGCGAUGGUGUGGAGCAACCUUCGUCACCAUUCCCCAUCAUCUCUCUUCCCCCGUUGCUGCAGCAGCUGGCAGAGCUGCCGGCACUCAGCUGUGACAAACUGUCCGUUGGAAUGGCGGUGGGCAGCGCCGGGAGCAAGUUGUCAGGGAGCAGUGUACUCCCCUCCCCAGCCCACGCCCCCUCCCCAGCCAUGGCUCACGCCCCCUCCCUGGCGGACCGUGGCCACUUGCUCGCUGUGUGCAAGAGGCCCGGGCUUCCCCUGGCCGGCAGCCCCUCCACGCUGCAGAAGUGUUCCGGGAAGGAGCUAAGAGCGGGAGGGGAGCAGCUCGACCCCGAGAAUCCUGGCAACAAGAGGAAGAAGAAAUUCCGCAAGAAGAAAUGUGCCCGGGUAGCGCAGGAGCCCGAGAACAGCGACACAGAGCAGGACAGCCAUGUCGCCCAGCCUGUCCGCAAGAGCAGAAACAGCAAGAAGCCCAGCAAGCCCAAGGUCAGCACCUCCUCCUGGCAGGGCCCAGAGGGUAGCUCGGUGGCCAGGGAGCAGCGGGAAAUGGCCGACUGCGAUUUCUCCCUGGAGGUGGUGGAAGUAGCCAAACCACAGCUGGAGGUUGUGGCCGUUGAUUCCCUGGAGUCGGGAGAUGACAAGCCCGAAAGCCUUGCCCAGCAGCAGCAGCCUGGGCACGGGCUGGGCACGCCCGAGACACCCACCAACGCCGGCUACAACGAAGUCUCAUCCACCAGCGAGAUGGGAACCAGCUUCACUGACGACAUUGAGCGAAGUGUGGCCGAGACCCAGACAACAGUGUCAUCAUUGCUGAAGAGUUCAAAGAACACGUCAGAGGUGUCCUCAGAGGCUGGAGAUGAUGAAGAGGGGCCCACGGAGGGAGCCUUUGAGGGGCACCAGGGAGCAGUGAACGAUGUGCAGAUACACAACGGCCACCUCUACACUUGUUCUGCUGACAAAACUGUGCGGGUUUACGACUUAGUGAGUCGUCAGUGCGUGGGUACAUUUGAGGGUCACAGUACGAAGGUGAACUGUUUGCUGAUUGUCCAGACACACGGCACCUUCGCUCGACUGUACACAGGCUCCAGCGACCAAAUCAUCCGCUGCUACAAUGUAGAGAGCAGGGAAUGUGUGGAGCAGUUUGUGUUAUCAGAUCGGGUGCUGAGUUUGCACAAUCGGUGGCGAAUGCUGUAUGCUGGCCUGGCCAAUGGUUCGGUGAUAACGUUCAGUGUUAAGAGUAACCGCCAGUUGGAUGUGUUUGAGUGCCACGGGCCGCGAGCUGUCAGCUGUCUGUCCAGCGCCCAGGAGGGAUCUCGCAGGCUACUGCUGGUGGGAUCCUAUGACUGCACCAUCAGCGUGCGUGAUGCCAAGAACGGACUGUUAUUGCGGACUCUGGAGGGCCACACCAAGACAGUGCUGUGCAUGAAGGUGGUGAAUGAUUUGGUUUUCAGUGGCUCCAGUGACCAUUCUGUGCACGCACACAACAUCCAUACGGGAGAGCUGGUGCGGAUCUACAAAGGGCACAGCCAUGCGGUGACAGUGGUCAGCAUUCUCGGCAAGGUGAUGGUGACGGCGUGCCUGGACAAGAUGGUCAGAGUCUACGAGCUCAAUGUAAGUCACAGCACAGUAAGGCAGCAACGUGACUGAUUGGCUGAGGCAGA